Messenger RNA from Geosmithia morbida, 1557 nucleotides. RefSeq names its product GAT domain. The record is from RefSeq and is a predicted model, not a curated record. Gene Ontology annotation, molecular function: phosphatidylinositol binding; ubiquitin binding. NCBI's taxonomy places the organism in Eukaryota, Fungi, Ascomycota, Sordariomycetes, Hypocreales, Bionectriaceae. The transcript is spliced from 4 exons. Gene Ontology annotation, cellular component: actin cortical patch. The coding region runs from base 1 to 1557 and encodes 518 amino acids. Gene Ontology annotation, biological process: actin cortical patch localization; actin filament organization; endocytosis.
AUGAAGGUCAUGAAGAAGAACUUGUUUGUGAACAAGGUCAUCGGAAGUCUUAGGAAGAGAGGUUCCUCCCCGCGCGCAUCGGACGCUGCAUCUGAUGAUGGCGCACCACCUGCUGCUGCUGUAUCGAAUCCCGGACAGACACCCGAGUCAUCUGCGCGGGACAGUGUGGGCGACGAAAUCCUCUUCCUGCCACCCAUCGUCGACGCGGCCGAAUCGUCGCCAGCCGCCGCAGCCGAGUGCGCUCGCGUCAUCGGCAAGUUUCUCGACAAGUCAUACAACAACCGUCCAUCAUGGCAGUACAACGCGCUCAUACUCAUGCGCAUCUUGACGGAUAACCCGGGUGAGACGUUCACACGAAACCUCGGCAACAGCGGCAGCAGGAUUGGCGUCGUAGGCCACAAUGAUGUCGACUUCCCCGAGAGGUGCCGCAAGCUGCUCAAGCACGGCAAAGAUCAGAGGGUGCAGCGCAUGACUAUGGAGACGCUCGAUCACUUUGAACGCACCAGGUCGUGGGACGAGAACCUCGCGCCUCUGAUUGAGAUGUGGAAGGGGCAGAAGGAGACGGCGUACAAGGACUAUGCAAAUGCCCACGGUCACAUUCCUCCCCAACAACGAUUCCCAACGACAUCGGCCAACUCUCCGUUCCCGACCAACCCCUAUCCGCAACACUAUUUUGCCAGCGACGGGCAGAGCCACAACGGCCCCAACAGCAACGCGAUGCCCGGGGCAAGAUCUCUGCCCGACCCGCUCGAGCUCUCUAGCCGUCUGGAGGAGGCCCGCACGUCGGCUAAGCUCCUCGAGCAGGUCGUCAUCAACACCCCGCCCUCCGAGGUCCUCGACAACGAGCUCAUCCGCGAGUUCGCCGAACGCUGCCAGGGCGCGUCCCGCAACAUCCAGAGGUAUAUGCAGUCCGACGACCCCGUUCCCGACAAUGACACGAUGGAGUCCCUCAUCGACACGAACGAGCAGCUCCAGACGGCCCUCAACCAGCAUCAGCGCACCGUCCUCAACGCCCGGAAACAGCUUGGCCUCAACGAGCGCGGCGGGGACGAAUCGCCUAACAACAGCAACAGCAACAUGGUCAGCGGGGCGCACGGCUCCGGCUCAGGUGCCGCACCCUCCGACUCGGUGUCUAGUAUCCACGAAUGGCCUGGUGCGUCGUCCCAGCAGCAGCAGCAAGAACGGAUUGGUGACCUGCAGUCUCCCCCUACUCCUGAACUCUCUUCGUCAUACUCUGGGAAUGGGAAGGGGAAGCAGACGAACAAUGACAACGGCAACGGCGACGCGGAUGGCGUAUAUGCCGGCUACGCGUCCGGCUACGCAUCCGGCUACGCAUCCGGUCCAUCUGGUUCCUCUGCGGCGGGGGCGGGGGCGGCAGCGCAACUUCAGUCGGACGAUAAGGAUCCCUUCCGCGAUCCGCAACCCAACGGGCCGCGCACGAAUUACGACCCUUUUGACAGGCCGUUUGCUCCUGCUUCAGUUGGAGACGGCGGCGCAGACAAGAUUACUGUCGAUCCUCCUUAUGGUGGCAGCAAGGAGCCGAUGUAUCGGUACUGA